Messenger RNA from Dendroctonus ponderosae (mountain pine beetle), 620 nucleotides. RefSeq names its product cuticle protein 16.5. Bases 98 to 574 code for a protein of 158 amino acids. The transcript has 2 exons. The record is from RefSeq and is a predicted model, not a curated record. NCBI's taxonomy places the organism in Eukaryota, Metazoa, Arthropoda, Insecta, Coleoptera, Curculionidae.
UCUGUCGGACCCAAAUCGGUAUAAAAGGGAGGGCUUUGGCCAUUCAAAAUUAUAAUUUGACCACACGUCGAGUAAUCCACACUUCUAUCCCAGCAACAUGUACAAGUUUUUGGUUCUUGCCGCCACUUUGGCUUUCGCCUCAGCUGGAAUCAUCCCCACUGCCGUCGUCUCUUCCCAUGGAACCUACCAUAGGAGCGUGGAGGCUCAGACCAUCGUGGACCCACCCCAAGUGAAAACCAUCAUCGAACAAGCCCCCAUUGUCCAUGCCGCCCCUGUAGUGCAAGCCGCCCCCGUUGUCCUGAAAGCCGCCCCAGUGGUCGCCCAUACUCCAGCUGUAGUAACCGUGUCCGGUCCUGAAGUGCGCAAAUCCGUCCAGGCCACCAACAUUGUCCACCCAUCCAGCGCAGUUGUCCAUGCCGCCCCCGUAGUUGCCGCCCCUUCAUUAGUUGUAGCUAAGGCCGCCCCUGUAGUCCACGUGGCCGCUCCCGCCCCAGUGGUUUACUCUGCCGCCCCCGUCGUGCAUGCAGUUCCUCAAGUAUACGCUGCCGCCCCUUUGGUUGCCGCCCAUUACUAAGUGACUUUGUAAUAACUGAGUAGGAAAGUAAACCAAUUGGAAAACA